CAGAAAAUGGCUGAUAAGCAUCACAUGUGUCUGCUGGGACGGAUCAUUCUCUGUGCACUUCUCACAGGUAUCAGUGGAGCAGAAGUGAUUCAUGUGUUCAGUUCUGGUGAAGAUGUCCAUCUGUCCUGUAAUGAUGCUCUUUCUGGCUGCACAACAACUACAUGGAUCUAUGGCAGACCGUCAGAGACAGUUGAACUGAUUACUUUAGGAAUAAAGUGGACUGACACAGAGAGACACGAGAGACUGAGUCUGGACUCUGAUUGCUCUCUGAACAUCAAGAAAGUCACAAAAGAAGAUCGUGGACUUUACACCUGCAGACAAUAUGUGAAUAAAACACAACAAGGAGCUGAUGCACGUGUUUAUCUGCAUGUUCUUCAUGUAUAUUCAUCAUCCUCACAGUCUGAGAUCAGAUCAGGCCGCUCUCUGACUCUCUCCUGUCAGUUAUAUUAUUAUGAUCGAGUCUCUUGUGAUACUUUAGUCCGUUCUGAGGGUCUUGAUCUGAUCUGGGUGAAUCAGGCCGGUGUGAAUCUGCACACAGACUCCAGAUUUCAGAUCUCAUUCUCCUCAGAACAGUGUCUCAUCUCUCUGACUACAACACUCCUGAAUGAAGAUCACAACAGAGAGUGGAGAUGUCAGCUUAAACACAGAGAUCAACUGAAUACCUCAGUCAUAUAUACUGUCAAGUAUCCAACUCCAAGCGAAACAAAGCCACCGUCUCCAGUCACCAGCUCUAAAUCAGCUGCAGCUCCUACACAAGCAGCUUCAGCUGAUUCAACACUGAUUCCAGUCAGCAGCUCAAACUCUGAGAAGAAAUCCAGUCAAACUACAGCAGCUUCUCCAGAACAAGAGACACAGACUCCUAAAACCCCCGAGACAACAGCUACACAGAGAGUGAUUGUGAGUGUUGUAGAGAUUGCAGUGUUUGCUGCUCCUACUGUGAUUCUUCUUCAGAUCAUCUGUGCGAGAAGAGCUGGAAGGAAGAACUCUCAUCACCAAAAUGAAAUAGAGAUGUCUACAGUUCUACAAUGAAAUACUCUCCCUCUCUCUCUCUCUCUCUCUGCAUACAUCUUUGAAUGUAAUCUCCAGUAAUUCAUAUUGUACAGACUGCUUUAAAUAUGAUUUUAAAUAAAGUCGUCAUCAAAAUGUGACAGGUACCUUAAAGGUAUAGUUCACC
Molecule: messenger RNA, 1174 nt
Organism: Carassius carassius (crucian carp)
Lineage: Eukaryota; Metazoa; Chordata; Actinopteri; Cypriniformes; Cyprinidae
Exons: 8
Coding region: 7-1029 (340 amino acids)
Biological process (GO): interleukin-15-mediated signaling pathway; positive regulation of ERK1 and ERK2 cascade; T cell activation
Cellular component (GO): membrane raft; external side of plasma membrane
Molecular function (GO): MHC class II protein binding; protein tyrosine kinase binding
Source: RefSeq, a predicted model, not a curated record